Molecule: messenger RNA, 2641 nt
Organism: Nerophis lumbriciformis (worm pipefish)
Lineage: Eukaryota; Metazoa; Chordata; Actinopteri; Syngnathiformes; Syngnathidae
Gene: faf1
Product: Fas (TNFRSF6) associated factor 1
Biological process (GO): ERAD pathway
Cellular component (GO): endoplasmic reticulum; nucleus
Molecular function (GO): NF-kappaB binding; ubiquitin binding
Source: RefSeq, a predicted model, not a curated record
CUCGGCUCUGUUACGGCAUUUGUCACUACUUUACGUCAGCUGCCGUAAAGCGUCAAACAGUACGCUACUGUGUAGAAUGAUUGCCUCCAGCAGCUAAAUUCCAAACAAAGCUAAAUAUAUUCCUUUGUCAAGCGGUUAUCGCAUCUAAUUGAACGUUUUUUAUUACACGUUAGUGUCCCGUGAAGCGAGCGAGAGAUAAGAGCCCGUGGAAGAAGCGUUGCUUUUAGCCAGUCAUUGCCAUGGCCUCCCACAGCGGCGACAGCAACACGGACAGAGAGAUGAUUCUGGCAGACUUUCAGCUAUGCACUGGAAUUGACAACAUUGCAGAGGCAAUCACCCUUCUUGAGCUUAAUAACUGGGAUUUAGUGGCAGCCAUCAAUGGAGUCAUACCACAGGAGAAUGGCAUCAUGCAAAGUAACUUUUCCAGUGAGGCGAGCCAGGCCAGCAUGUACGGACCGCACAGAGAAUCAGAAGCAGCUAAUGCAACAGCAGUAGCAGCAACAUCAGCCGCUGACACAGCAACAGCAGCCGACACAGCAACAGCAGCCGACACAGCAGCAGCUGAAUGCGCCGUUCCUACGUGCUCCUCGUUGUUUUCGUCCCCCAGUCAGCUGUCACCCUCGGCGUCCACGUUUUGUCCCAGCGCCCCUUCUCCUCGACACAUCGUAGAGCGCCAGCCUCGGAUGCUCGAAUUCAAGGUGGAGUACCGACAGCGCACUGUUGAGCUGGUACUGGAGGACGGAACCACAGUUGGUGAAAUCAAGCAACUCCUCGAGACAGAGCUUGGAGUUCCUGUAUACAAAAUGCAAUUGAAAGGAUGGAAGAGUGGCGAUGUCUCUGAUAGUACGGUGCUUCGAACUUUACACUUGCCCAGGAAUGUCAGCCUGUAUGUCCUGACACCAGACAUUGCCCCGACAGCCACAGCCAGCACCAGCACCAGCAAAAACAGUGUUCUCCCAGACUCACUAAACCAGAACUUCCUGCUGAUCAUCAGUCACCAUGAGGCCCAAAGGGACUACAACCUUAACUUCCCUGGCUCCAGAACCAUUCAAGAGGUGAAGAGGAACAUUUCUGACCUAACCAACAUCCCAGUCCGGUACCAACAGUGGGAAGGAUGGCCUGCAUCAGCAUCUGAUGACUGUAUGACGCUGGCUGUCUCCGGGAUCAACUAUCCUUGCCAUCACCUUACAGUUUGUCAAAGAUCCUCACCAGCCAAUGCCCAAGUACCCCAGGAAGAGUGCGCAGAUGUCCACAUGAUCAGCGACAGCGAGGGAGAUGAUUUUGAGGAUGCAUCAGAGUUUGGGGUGGAUGAUUCAGAGAUGUUCGGAACUGGAUCCUCCAGCUGUCGGAAAACGCCUAUGAUGCCAGAGAAUAGCGAGAAUGAAGCUGAUGCCUUACUGCACUUUACUGCUGAAUUUUCUUCAAGGUAUGGAGACAACCACCCAAUGUUUUUCAUUGGAUCUUUGGAGGCAGCAUCUCAGGAGGCCUUCCAUGGCAAAGCCAGAGAGAGAAAGCUGCUGGCCAUCUACCUUCAUAAUGAUGACAGUGUCCUCAGCAACGUCUUCUGUUCCCACAUGAUGUGUGCCGACUCCAUUGUUUCCUUCCUGAGCCAGAACUUCAUCACAUGGGCCUGGGACGUCACUAAAGAAGCAAAUAAAGCCAGGCUACUCACCAUGUGCACGAGACAUUUUGGCAGUGUGGUGACGCAAACUAUACGCACAUACCAGACAGACCAGUUCCCUCUGCUCCUUAUUGUCAUGGGAAAACGCACUUCCAACGAAGUUCUAAAUGUUAUUCAAGGUAAUACUGCAGUGGACGAGCUAAUGAUGAGAUUAAUGGGUGCAUUGGAGAUCUUCACAGCACAACAACAAGAGGACAUUAAAGAUGAGGAUGAGCGUGAGGCAAGAGAGAUGGUGAAGAGAGAACAAGACGAGGCCUACCGCCUGUCUCUAGAAGCUGACCGUAAGAAGAGGGAAGCUCAAGAGCGAGAGGAGGCAGAACAAGUUCGCUUGGAACAGAUGAGAAAAGAGAAGGAGGACGAGAAGGAGGCUAUACGUUUAUCAUUGGCGCAAACCCUACCGCCGGAGCCCGAAGAGGAAUCAGGAGAGCAGAUCAGCAAGUUGCGAAUCCGCACGCCCAGUGGCGAGUUUCUGGAGAGGCGCUUCCUAGGCGGCUCUAAGCUCCAGAUGAUCUUUGACUUUGUGGCUUCCAAGGGAUACCCUUUCGACGAGUUCAAGCUCCUUACAACCUUCCCUCGCAGAAAUAUCACCCAGUUGGAUCCAGGAUCAACUCUACUGGAGGCCAAGUUGUUUCCACAGGAGACUCUUUUCUUGGAGGCCAAAGAGUAGUAAAGUGGCUGAUGAACUGGUCGAACACAGCAUGGGUCCAAAUCCAUCUGGGCCUCUACAGUUCUCGCACAUACACACACACGCAAAGACUUCAGACCCUCUCAGACCUGUAACACACUGGCAUGCACAUGCAGUGACACUAAAGUGUAAAGUAAGCUACUCUACUUUCUCCUGGUCGCUGUACACCUAAACUUUGUGUACACAUUUUGCACAGAGGAGCAAAGACAGUAUCACAACAAGCACACAGCCAAGCCCCCCCAACCUUCUACUAAACAAACCCAACAACUCCCUAA